This is a messenger RNA of Acipenser ruthenus (sterlet), 8723 nucleotides long. Its product is annotated as interferon-induced very large GTPase 1-like. The transcript has 6 exons. The coding region runs from base 177 to 6290 and encodes 2037 amino acids. Lineage: Eukaryota; Metazoa; Chordata; Actinopteri; Acipenseriformes; Acipenseridae. Gene Ontology annotation, molecular function: GTP binding. The record is from RefSeq and is a predicted model, not a curated record.
CCCGUCUGUUUUGCAGCCAGCGAAAAAGCAGCGUGAACGCGCUCACAGUACUGCAGAGACACCGCGUAGCUGCAGGACCGACUGCAGGACCGACUCACGUUACAUUGCUGUUUUCACGCGUGAUUGGAUACCGGUUUCACACACCCAGCCCUGGCCCAAAUCUAAAGAAGAUUUGCAUGAUGGAGAAGGAGACAUCAGAAGGAGAACAUCAGAAGGAGUCUGAUCAAGACCGGAAAGAGCUUGAGAAGAAGCUCCAGGAUGUCGGGAUCGAUCCACACAUCUGGCUACCGAGACUGCGGGGGCAUCUUAACAUUACCAGAGCACAAGCUUUACAAUACGUGGGCUUCAAGGACUAUCAGAAAUUACAACAUUACUGUGAGCAUGAAUGGGAAAAAGAGGCCCUCCAAAAACUCCUCAAUAUACAAGAGAAGGAGUCUCAGUCAAAAAAGAGGCGGGAUGAUCAGUCAAAACAGUCAAAAAAGUUGCAGGAUGAGUGGUCCGAGGCAUUUAAAAAGAGACAGCAGGAGGCCAGGUCUGCACUCAAUGAGCUUCAACAUAUGCAAGAAAAAGGAAGAAAUCGUAAUGAUGGCAUUGUGAAGGAAAAAGAAGAGCAGCUUCAGCUGGCCUUACAGGUACCCAAAGAAUACUGGGUGCAUUCUGGGGUACCGCUUCAGGAUCUGAUAAAGAACAUGCAUAAGCAGUUAGACCUUGCAGAUUGUUCAGUGUUAAAAAGAGAUCAUCUAUCUGAUGAAGAGGUUUUGAAGUGUGCUUCAGGAGGACUUGCUUUGGAGGGGAUUUACAAAUCUAAUCAACUGGAGGAUGCUAUGGUGAAACGAGAGCGCCUUCUGGAUGUCCCUGAGUCUUUCUCUUUCUCCGGCCCUGAACAGAUGCCUGUGCUCAAUCAACAAGACGUUUCUUCCCGUGAAGCAGAAUCUACUUUUAGGAAAGCCAUGGAAAAAAUAGGCCUUAGCAUCACCUGCUCAGCCAAAGCUGGCUUUUGGGGUUUUGGUUUAGAAAUCAACACAAAUGUUAAAUCUUCCUCACAAUCUGAGCAAACAUGCCAGUCAGAUUCUGCACACAGCUACGCUUGCACCACAAAGUACAAUUACAUUCCUCUAGCGUCCUGCUUUUUUGGAAAGGACCAACUUCAUCUAUCAAAUUCAGCACUAAGAGAGCUGAAAAGCAUAGAUGAAGCAUAUCUUAAAAAUAAUGAAGAAUUCAGCAAACAAAGAUGUUUGGAAUUCUUCCAAAGAUUCGGCACCCAUGCAAACCAAGGGCCUCUUCACUUUGGAGGGAUAUUCUGGUGGAAGGCGUCUUCUGAAGGCUUUAGUGCACAUGAGAUGAACGAGGUGAAAACACUGACAUCUGAAGCAUUGAGUACUUAUGUUGGUGCCAGCUAUAGUGGACCUGUAUUGAGCUUUUCAGCAGGUGUUGAUGCAACUCAUUCAAAAUCAGCAGGAUUUGCAAGUCAUGAUCGCAGAGAAGCUCUUUGGCGUAAUAUAGAGCUUUCUGUAUCAAAAACAGGGGGUCCAGCUGAAGCAGACAGUCUCUUGCAGUGGAAAACUGGUCUGAUUGCCAGCAACAAGACAUGGUGUGUUAUUGACAGAGGCCUUCAGAUUGUACCUGUGUGGGAUAUAAUCAUCUGCAAUCAUAAGGAGGAUUUCAGAGAUGCUGUAAAACUUGCCAAUAGUCUUUCGGCAGCAUAUGACAUGUUAACAAAGCAUGACAAAAAAGCAGAAGUUCUAUGUGGGGGAGAACUAAACACUCUAGAAGUUGAGGCCCAAGCUGUCCUUCAUGGCAUUCGCAUGUGGAAUGUUUCUACUGCAGAGCAGCACUUAAUGAAACUCAUUGAAUUUAAAAAGAAGCUGACUGAUGAAAAGAAGAAUGUCAGUGUAUGGACCAGCAUAUUUCUCUCUGAUGAGGUUUUUCAGGAUUUCUUGACAAAACUUGUUGCGACACAUACAAAUUCCCCUUGUGAUGACACAGUUAAAAUCAGGUUUCUAAUGCGUCAUCUUCUUGAAGAUAACAUCUAUGAUGUAGGAAAAGAAAACUUCCCAAAUCGAUCCAGCAUUGUGAAAUGGAUUCAUCAGUCCAACAACGACCACCCAAGUGAAGUUUCAGUAUCUGAAUUUUCUCAGUUGGUUAAACUUUUAAAUCAAGCAAAAAAUGACACCCAGGAAGUUUCUUACAUUUGCGGUUCUGAGGAUUCUAUACGUAGCGCAAAGGUCCAAAGCACCCGUCUGAUUACUGAUGCUCUCUACACUCUACGUAAGAGUUUGAUCAACACACAGAAGAUAGAGGAAGAGUUGCUAUUGCUGACAAUUAGUGCAGUGAAAGGAUACUCUGAUAAAGACAACACCUUUGAUCACCUUCUUGGAUGGCCAGAAAUUGAGUUCUUACUCAGUAAAUUAGAAAGUGCCCACGCCAAGUAUUCCAGUCUUAGGAAUGAAAGUGUUGCCAAAGCUCAAGCCUUCUUGAUCUCCACGGGGUUGACAGUAGCAGCGGAUUGCACUGAAGUAUCUUCUUAUGAGAAGAAACUACGUUUGGCCUUCAUGAAGGCUCAUUUGAAAGAAACUGUAUCUGAAGAAAUUGCAAUGCUAAUUGACUUCUCUGCUGAACCGGUCAGUGGUUGGGACAGGCUUGAGGAAGACUUGAAUAAUAUUUCAAAAGGAACCUACCAAGCAAUGGUUAAGAAUGUGCACAAUCAAGAAGCAUGUUUAACAAAAGAUUUGGAGGAUAUUUCUAAAAUGAAAACACAGCCAAAGUCAACGGCAAGAGAAAUCUCUGUAGCAUUAUCAAACAAGGAGUGGGGUGUAAUAGAAAGACUGGGGCUUCAGAAAUACUAUCCAAAGAAAAUGUCAAUGUCCGACAUCCUUGUGAUUGACAGAUCGGCUUUAGAAGACUGCCAGCCCUCCACAGAACAGGAAUUGCUGUUUUUUUUCCUGCAAAAGCUUUUGAUGUUGGACUACAAGGCGAGGGAUGUGUUUUGCAAUCUCAAAAGCACUGCACAGCAAACCACAAGCAGUACUCCAACUGUGGCAAUGAGUCUUGAUGACUUUUUUUGUGAUGGAAAUACAAAAAUAAAUAAAAAUACUGAAGAUGAACCAAAACACAUUCAUCCCAUGGAUGUUCAAAUGGCUAUUUAUCACUGUGCCGACAGUUUUUUGUGGCAGUACAUUGCAACAAAGCUUUCAUUUUGCCAGUAUGCACUUCCUUGUUUGGUGCCCAACCCCUUCACAUCAAACAUAGAAUUUCCUUCAUGGUCUUUUGUGCAGCUUAAAAAGAGCUGGAAAUGUUCAGAAAGAGCUGAUCAACAAAGUAAGACAGCAAAGUGCAAAAGCCAAUCUCUUUAUGAAGCUGAACUUCCGACCGUAUCGUUCAUACGGUUUGGUCCUUCUGCAUCAUCAAAGUCUCAGAUCUUGAACAAUUUAUUGAACAGUCAAAAGCACAAUACCUUUUUCCACAGACACUGCAAAGGCAGCAGUGCACCUCGCCUCUUCAUGGAUGGGGUUGUGGAGAGAUCGUGGUAUUUCCCAGGUGGGAAGGAUGAUGAUGUUUUUGAUGACUGUGUUGCAUUCACUAAUCUUCAUGGAGAUGCAAGAGAACAUGAAAAACAGUUUGAAUUUUUACUCAAGACUGCAACCAUCAAUGUAGUCCUUCUCACAGGCUCUGAUCGAAAUGAAAGAGGCAAUGCAAUUCUACAGAAACUUUUUAAUUCUCCAAAGCCCCUAAUCUGUCUUUGUGCUGACAUGAAAGUAACUCCAAAAGAACAACAAGGAACAAAGGUUAGAAUAGCUGCUGAGAGCAGAAAUGAGGCUGACCUUGUUGAGGAUCUUGUAACAACAAUUAAGCGUCUAUUGGGCAGCCUGAAGCAUACCUUCAGUAUUAAGACAUGCACAGGUAUUGCUAGGAACCUUGGAUUUCUGAUUGAAGAGGACCAUGAACACUGUAAGCAAGGCAAGUCCUUAGCAGAGGCAUUACUGGCACCACUGAAAAGUGAGAAGUUGUCUGUCAUUAAAGACAAGUACCUACCACUGCAAGGGGAACUGUGGCAUACAUGGUGCAAGAAAAACAAGGAGCUUUUACAUCUGCAGAUCAAAGGAAACAUAAGUGUUGAACAACACAAAAGUCACAUUGAACAGGCCAAAAAUGACAUCAGAAAAAAACAGUUCAGUAAAGCUUCUCCUAUGAACAAUGUAAUUAGAACAUUUCUUACAAAUCUACAGUGCAACUCAGAGGCUACUAAAGUGUUUUUUCUCAAAUGGAUGGAAAUAUUUUUAUAUGACCUUACAUCAGAACAGCUUUCUGUACUUGAUGAUACACAGCAUGAGAAGUGGUCAAAGAUGCAAGCUUUAAAACAAAGAGGGGGAAACACUGACCGCUUACAAAACGAACUGGUCCAGUUAUCGAAUGAGAGAAUUGCUUCUACUUUUAGCCUUGAACACUUUUUAAGGGAACUCGGUCAAAUCUAUGAAGCUUUGGAGUCCCAGUCCAGCAAACAAAAAGUAAUAUUUUCUCUCCCAGAAAUUGCAGCAGAUAUGAUGAUUUCGGGAUAUCCUAUUGAACUGAUGGAUGGGGAUGCUUCACAUGUGCCCCUGAAAUGGAUCAGCUCAGUUCUUGACAAAGUCAUUGAGAAGCUUGGUGACCAAAGAGUCUUUGUUCUUUCUGUUCUGGGCAUUCAGAGCACUGGGAAGUCCACUCUGCUGAAUGCCAUGUUUGGACUCCAGUUUGCAGUCAGUGCAGGCAGAUGCACCCGAGGAGCUUUCAUGCAGCUGGUUAGAGUGAAGGAGGAUCUGAGACGAGAGAAGCAGUUGGAUUAUGUUCUUGUGGUAGACACAGAAGGUCUUCGGACUUUAGAAGUUGGCAAAUCAACCCUUAACCAUGACAAUGAGUUAGCAACCUUUGUCAUUGGUCUUGGUAACAUGACCCUGAUAAAUAUAUUUGGAGAGAACCCCUCUGAUAUGCAAGAUGUUAUUCAAAUUGCUGUUCAGGCAUUUCUGAGAAUGAAGCAGAUACAUCUGACCCCCAGCUGCAUGUUUGUGCACCAGAACGUUGGAGAAGUUACUGCAGGAGACAAAAACAUGGAAGGAAAAAGGCGAAUGCUGGAAAAAUUAGAUGACAUGUCCCGUACAGCUGCGAAGCAGGAGCUGUGUGAUGUUAGCUGCUUUAAUGAUGUCAUCAGAUUUGAUGUUAACACACACAUUCAUUACUUUGCUCAUCUUUGGGAAGGUAAUCCACCAAUGGCACCUCCUAAUCCAAGCUACAGUGAAAACGUUCAGAAGCUGAAACGGAUGCUGCUCUGUUCUGUGACACACCAGAAUACAUUGACGAUCUCAGGGUUUAAAACACGCGUCCAAGAUCUCUGGAGCGCACUCCUUGCAGAAAACUUUGUUUUUAGCUUCAAGAACACACUUGAGAUUGCAGCAUACAGGAAGUUAGAGGAAAUGUAUGCAGACUGGACCUGGAGGCUGAGAAGUCGGAUGCUUGACAUUGAAAACAAACUGAAGAUUAAAAUUGAGCAUGACAGAGGAGAAGUUGUGGAAAAGAAGGACCUUGAAUCAGACAUGCAGACAGAAUACAAUGCUGUCACAAAAGAGAUGGAAUGUUAUUUUUCAGAACACAAUGACCGAGAGAUACUGAUUCAAUGGAAAAGAAAAAUUGAACAGCAACUUGCAGAUGUUAAAGAUCAGAUAAUUGGAGAAACGAAAAGGAAAUUUGAUAAACUUGUUCAGCAGAAGAAAAGUUGUUGGGAUUUGGAGGAAAAGAAAUCUAAAUAUGAAGAUCAACUGCUGCAGCGGAGCAAAGAGCUGGCGCUGAGACUUAAAGCCAAAGAUUUGGAUGAAGAGAAACUGAAGAGUGAAUUUCGAAAGCUGUGGUCGACUUGGGUGUAUGAUGUGUCUUCAGACAUGCCCCCUGCUAAAAAAACUGAUGUCAAAAUUGAGAUGGAGCAAAUUCUCAUUGAGCGUUUAGUAGUUUCUAAAUUCACGCGUCUUGCCGGGGUGCAAGGUGCACCCUAUAGCCCUACAGGAGAUCGCUGUUUGGAAUCCGGGCUGUUCCACUGGCCGGGCGCCUGCAGGCCUGCGGUGCUGUCACUUGAUCUGUGUUGCACGAUAGGUCAGGUGGCUCGGCUGUGGGUUUGCAGUGUGAAUAAAGAGGUCGGCUUGAUGGUGCACGUUUCAGAGGAUGCACGUGCUUGUCUUCGUCUCUCCCGAGUCGAUACGGGAGUUGCAGCGCUGAGAAAGGGUCUUAAAAACAAUAGGAUAAUCCAAACUGGGAGAAAAUGGGGGUAAAAUAAUUGUUGAUUCCAAAUUUAAAAAAUAAUGAUAAUGUGUAAAAAUAAUAAUAAUGUGUAAACAUAUUUAAAAGAAUUAUUAGCUCAUGUUUAAUCAUUUAAAAAUAUUUUCAAGCAGGCGUCAGCGAUGAGUCCAUACACGGACGUGGUAAGAGUUGUCCAUGUCCAUUCACAUUAGUCUUCGCAUUGCAGUCAGGUCAGAACAGAGCAGCAGAUAAUGCAUUUACUUCAACUGAGCUGUCCAAAACUGGGCAAAGUUUUCAAAUCAAAUCAGUGUUUCUCAAUUGGAAUCACAAUACUCAGUGUUUUUCGAAGAUAACACAAUGGGCAGUGCAACGUGUUGGUGCCAUCUUUUUAAAAAACAGUGAGGAAUACAUGAGUUAGCCAGUCCAGACACUGAACGAGCCUUCAGUCACAUGAAUGGGAUCAAAACCCUUUACCCAGAAUCAACUGGAACCAUGCCACGCUGAUGCUAGCUGUCCAUAUAUACUGUACUGUAUCAGCAGUACACACCAGAACUUCCAGCUUCAGUCAGAGUUUGCAAAACCAAGAGUGAAGGUAGGGCCUGAUCACACAGCCGCAAGUACGUUACUAAAAGUCACCAGAUUUUCAGUUAGAUCUGGAAUUUUUACUGACAUCGGUGCAAUUUAAUUAUAAAAUAUUCAGAAUAUAAGAAAAAUUAAAAGACGAUCGUAUCGGACUCAACUGGUAAGUUAUGAGAUUUAUUUGUAUUUCUUUAAUGUCAUUUUUACUGUGAAUCUUGUGUUUAAGGAAAAUAGAAAGAACAUUUUACAUCCAGUUCAUGUUCACAAGUGCAAAAGCACCUCUCUGGACUCUGGACACAAUGUAGCAUUUCAUUAACAAUGUACUGACUCUUCCAGCCCUCGUCUGGGAGGUUACUGGACCUCCUCUGCUUUUGACCAACUUUGAGGACCCCCCUGUUUUUUAGUCCCAUGCGAAAAAUAAUGAAGUGACAUUUUUACCUGGGUAACAAUCCACUACAACGUCAGUCAAACCUGUACUAAGAGACCACUCAAGAAGGGACAGUCAAAUAAUGUCCUUUUCUUAACACAGGUGGGAUCUUAAAAGAGGGACCCAUACAUUUUCUAUUUCUCUCUGACAUGCCUUCCUGUAAUUAUGUAUGUAUGUUUAAAAUACACUGUCUCGAAGAUGGAAUAUAAACAUAAGGAAGUACAGUAAUUGAAUUACAUUCAUUUAAUAUGCCAGUUCUUUCCAUUUCAAAAUGUUCUGUAUCUGCUUCUUUCCAGCGCCACGUUUUUCUGGCACUUCCCGUCGUUCCAAGUUCAGUAACUUUAACAUCUAGGGUGGGGAGGAACUUUCGCUUCUCUGUGUUUUCUCUCUUCCUUUACAGGAGAGCGCUGUUGUUUUAAUAAUAUGUUUAUUGAUUAUGUGAGUGUGUGUGCCGGUUUACUGUCAAAAUAAAAAAAAAACGAAUGCAGUCAAGUCAACUCAAAAUUCUCACUUAUUGAAAGAUAGACCAAUAUACAAUAGUAAAUAAAGUUAUUUAAAUAAUCCCUGGAUUUAUAAACAUCAAGUUUAUGAGCAAACAAAGAAGGUUACCAGUAUUAAAAUUAUUAUUAUUUCUAAACCACUGGUUUUUAAUCUCACAAUACAUUUUCAGUUUAAAACCGCUUAGAUAAUAUUUAAUAUCUGCUGGCUUGCAAUGCGCUCCUCUGAAGGUUAGAUAUGAUUUGCAGGUAUGAAUAUAAUCCUAAUACACUCCUAUUGAUAUACAAUAAAACCUCUAUUUUCCAAACUAAUUGGGACCAGGUGGUGUUUUUAUAGUGGAAUUAUUCUGGUUUGUGUUAUACUGUGCAGUUAGAAUUGUAGGCUAUACGGUAAAUCUCAUUUAUGAUAACUAGAAUGUGAUUCAAACAACAUAGUGUUGUUUCAAGAUUGGUAUAUACACCUGUUCGUCCAUUAAAAGCAAUAAACAGAUUAUCGAUAAUAUUCUUGUUAUCGCGAUGAUGAAAAAAAAAUUAAAAAUCAAUAACAGCCUCACGAUAGAUACUGAUCGGUCUGUCGUCCCCUCCCUAGUUGGAAGGCAGGGAAGUCCCCCUCAGGGCAGCCAGGAGAGUGCAGAGUGCCAGGCAGCAGAGGUACCCAACCACGCAGAAGACGACUAACACGUCUCCGGAGCUGUCGCCUUGGGUCAGCACUACCCGGAACAACAACACCACAGUCACUGUUUAUUGUUAUCACCCACCUUGAGCACUACUGCACGCACCCGGACUGGUGACCGUGUUUAGUAAUAUUGUGGGGCGGAUAACGUGUUAUUAUUAUUUGGUUUUGCAAACCAUUAUUAUUGUUUCCUUCUGUGUUUUACACAUUGAUGUGUAUUGCUGGAGGAUUAUUCUUUGGUCGCCAGACCGGGAGUUUUACAAAAUAAAGACCCCUUUUCCAAACCGGA